AUGUCCGAAACAGCAACUCUUCCCCCAAGACAGAUCAUCUACUGUGGAGUCUGCAGUCUCCCCCCAGAAUACUGUGAAUUUGGCGGCACCACAAAGAAGUGCGCAGAAUGGCUCGAGUCGGAGCACCCAGACCUUCACUCCAAGCUCUACUCUGAAGACGCCGUAGCAGCCAACCUCUCCACCCUCUCGGUCGACGCCCAAAAACGCGCCGAAAAGGACGCAAAAAAGAAAGAAGCAAAAGCCUCCGCCGCCGAAGCCCGCCGCGCCGAAGAACUCGCCACCUCCAAAAUCAUCAUCAAGCGCGUCGAGCGCAACAAGCGCAAACACGUCACCGAGGUGUCCGGCCUCGAAGCCUUUGGUCUUGACAUCAAGAAGAUCGCAAAAGAGAUGGGUAAGAAGUUUGCUACUGGAAGUUCGGCCACGAAAUUGCCCGGAGGUGUGGGCGAGGUCAUUACCGUGCAGGGAGAUUUGAGCGAGGAUAUCUUGGAGUGGCUUUGUGAAAAGUAUGAGCAAGUGCCCGAGGAUAAUGUGGAGUUGGUUGAGGAUAAGAAGAAGAAGAAGGGAACUGAGGCGCCCAUGGUUGCACCUCAGUAG
This is a messenger RNA of Aureobasidium pullulans EXF-150, 594 nucleotides long. RefSeq names its product density-regulated protein DRP1. Gene Ontology annotation, biological process: translation reinitiation; formation of translation preinitiation complex. Gene Ontology annotation, molecular function: translation initiation factor activity; mRNA binding. The transcript is spliced from 4 exons. The record is from RefSeq and is a predicted model, not a curated record. Bases 1 to 594 code for a protein of 197 amino acids. Lineage: Eukaryota; Fungi; Ascomycota; Dothideomycetes; Dothideales; Saccotheciaceae.